Lacerta agilis (Sand lizard) is the source of this 2664-nucleotide messenger RNA. RefSeq names its product alpha tocopherol transfer protein like (gene TTPAL). Bases 89 to 1108 code for a protein of 339 amino acids. Gene Ontology annotation, molecular function: phosphatidylinositol bisphosphate binding. The record is from RefSeq and is a predicted model, not a curated record. Gene Ontology annotation, cellular component: membrane. Lineage: Eukaryota; Metazoa; Chordata; Lepidosauria; Squamata; Lacertidae. The transcript has 5 exons.
GCUUCCGGGUCGCGAGCGGGUUUUCUUCCUGGUGGAAGGGUCCCUUCAGUUUCCAGUGGAGCUGGAGCUGCGAUUUUCCCACUAACCAAUGUCAGGAAAUGGUGAUGGCACCAUUACAAGUCCCUCUGUGGGAUCUCUGUCAGAGAUUGAGGUCCUGGCAGAUCAGCCAAAGUAUGUGUGCUCAUUGUCCGCUGAGCUUGUUGCCAAGGCACGUGAAGAGCUGCAGGAAAAACCUGAGUGGCGGCUUCGAGAUGUUCAAGCCCUCAGAGACAUGGUGUGCAAAGACUAUCCUAACCUGGGAACAUGUUUAGACGACGCUUUCUUGCUCAGGUUCCUUAGAGCCCGGAAGUUUGAUUAUGAUCGGGCACUUCAGCUUCUUGUGAACUAUCACUGCUGUAGGAGGAGUUGGCCUGAAGUUUUUACUAACCUGAAACCGUCUGCUAUAAAGCCUGCCUUAGAGUCUGGUUUUGUCACUGUGCUUUCUCACUUAGAUACUGAAGGACGCCAUGUUGUUUGCAUUCGUCCAGACAGAUGGAUCCCAAGUAACUACCCAAUUACUGAAAAUAUUCGUGCCAUAUACUUAACGUUAGAAAAGCUCAUUCAGUCUGAAGAGACCCAGGUGAAUGGAAUUGUUAUCCUUGCAGACUACAAAGGAGUCAGCUUAUCUAAGGCAUCUCAUUUUGGUCCAUUUAUAGGCAAAAAGGUGAUUGGAAUUCUUCAGGAUGGCUUUCCUAUUAGAAUAAAAGCUGUCAAUAUUAUAAACGAACCUCGAAUAUUCAAGGGCAUUUUUGCCAUCAUCAAACCCUUUCUGAAAGAGAAAAUAGCAAAUCGGUUUUUUCUUCAUGGGUCAGACUUGAGCUCUCUUCAUCACAACCUUCCACCAUGGAUCCUACCUGAAGAAUAUGGGGGCACUGCAGGGAAACUGGAUAUCUCUGCCUGGAAUGAGCUGCUGCUGGCCUCAGAGGAUGACUUCCUGUAUGAUGCUUCUCUACUGGCUCCCUCCAAUGACUCUUCUCCUCUUGACCCAUUAUUGAGUGGGGAGAUUGAUGAGAAGCAAUGCGAUGACUCUUUGCGAAGCUUGAAAACGCAACUCUAUUCCUGCUAUUAACAUAGCAGUUAAAAGCUUCCAAAAGGUCACCUUCCUGUUUACAAAGGGAUUAUGAGCUCUGCCUUGUUCUUAGGUAGACUGCAGCCUAGGGGUAGAGAUGGCUGAGGGAGGCACUUUACAUUGGAACCAAAGCAAAUUAAAAAGUGGAAGCCAUGGAGCAAGGUGAAGUUCUACCGCAAUCCAGAAGGGUGCAGUUUUGAGGCACCGUAAACGUUGCGGUUUUUGACCCUUUGCAAACAGCAGCAUCUCCUAAGAUUAAAUGUGUCAUGUGACUUAAGGAGGUUGCUAACGCCAACGUUUUAAGCACAAUUAUUUGGAAGUAAGUUGCUCUGAAAUUAAUGAGACCUGCUUCCAAAUGAGCAAGUUUAGGGUUGAAGUGCUAGACUUUCUCAGGCUGAAAAGAGCUAAAAUGGCCAACAGUUUUGACAAAGCAGAAGUAUCAUAAUGCGUUAUACUGACUUUCCCUAGAGAAGUAAGAAAUAAUAUUGGUUGUGUGAUAGAAUGGUAGCUGUAUUACGGCAGGCUAGUUUCUAGGAGUAAAUGUUGGGCUGCCAUUCUGAUACACUUUGGUUUGACAUGCUCUGAUUAUCGCUAUUAUUAUUCAGUUACUUCCACAUAUAAGCAUAUUCUCUUCUCUUGUAGGGAGUGUGUUGCCACUGAGAUGCAAACCUUAGACUUGAAUCUUGCAGACAGGGUUUGCAAAUGCAGUGGGUAUCAUUAAAACCACUGAAAUCAAUGAAAGCACAUGUUCACUCUGCCUAAUAGAAAGCAUUAAAGAAUCUGUACACCGUUUUUAUGCCCAUACUUGAAUUUGUACCAGGACCAACUGAAAGGGACAGGUAAUUCUGCUUAUUAGCUUAGCUGCCAGUUAAUACCCUGCCUUAGUUAUAGAAUUCUAUUACCAUAGGUAUUGCGGGUAUAAUACAGAAACUGUCAUAGUUGUAGAUGUCUGUCCAGUAAAGCAAGGAUGCUUGUUUAGACGUGUUUAUUUCUGAGAGUCUAUGUAAACCAAAUGGACAGGGUAUUUUACAAGCACAAUUUCUGUUUUGUAAAUGUAACUAUUUUCCGUUCAGUGUGUGUGUGUGGGGGGGGUGUUAUCAGUUGGACCUCAGUGCUAAAUUGGCUUCCUUUUACAAAGGUCACUUUCCGUCUGUCCUUCAUGGUUGUCCUUGUUAAUGUGCAUUAGUACUUUACGUCUUCCUUUUAUUCGUGGCUUAUCUCAUGUGUGUUUGGUCUUGGAGCUAUGUACGCAACUUCCUCUUCUUUCAUAGUUGUAGAUUAACUUAGAUAUUUGUGACAUCCAGCACUUCAGCCUGAAACCUUCGUGGAGAUUGAACUGACUGCUGUUUCAGGUUUAGAGGGCGGCAGGUCAACACUUACUACCAUCUCAUCUUUUAGCACUUUCAACUAGAUGGUUGGAGCUAUUUGUGGGGGCUUUUACUUAGUGCCAACUACAGACCAGAAACUGGUGCUUAUUGUAAAUAUGAGAUAAGGUCUUCAGCUGGUGGACUUUUUGUAUUGUCAGUGCCAAACUUGUAUUUCCCCACAUUAAAAAA